UGUAAUCAAUUUGACAACAAAUAUUAAGGACAAACUUCUAGAACUAGUUCAAUGACAAACAAACAAUACGUAAAGUGAUUGGUGAUUAGAAAAUGAGUGACAGUUUACCCGCCCACAUCUACUCACAUAGUCUCGCGAGUGUUAAGGUGAUGCUGGCCAAUCAAAUGGUUAUAAAUAUGUACGUCACUAGCCGUCCUGCUCCGAGUUGCUCAGAGCUCGUGUGGUGUGUGCUAGCUGGGUGUACGUGAGUGGAAGACAAGAACAUUUUUUUUGUUUAUCUCAAUUGGUGGCUGUACGUUCACGCAGGGUGGCAGACCCGUUUUUUUUAUAUUUUGGUAGCACAGGGAUUGUCGUUCCCUGUGCGUGAGCGUUUGCUCCUAUUUAUUUUUUUUGGAAAUAACCGGGGAAAGGUACUCGGAAUAAGACGUUGAUCGGUAAACAUGGCUUUGAAGAGAAUACAAAAGGAAUUGAAUGAUUUACAGCGCGACCCACCAGCGCAGUGUUCCGCAGGUCCAGUGGGAGACGACAUGUUCCACUGGCAAGCCACUAUUAUGGGACCUACUGACAGUGCAUAUCAAGGAGGGGUUUUCUUUCUAAAUAUUCACUUUCCCUCCGAUUACCCAUUUAAACCCCCAAAAGUAGCUUUUCGAACUAAAAUAUACCACCCCAACAUAAACAGUAACGGAAGAAUUUGUUUGGAUAUUCUAAAAUCGCAGUGGUCCCCUGCAUUAACGGUUUCGAAAGUUCUGUUGUCGAUAUGCUCGUUAUUGUGUGAUCCUAACCCGGAUGACCCCUUAGUACCAGACAUAGCGCAUAUGUACAAGUCAGAUGAGGCGAAAUACAACAAAUUAGCGAGGGAAUGGACUCAAAAAUACGCGAUGUGA
This is a messenger RNA of Erpetoichthys calabaricus (reedfish), 884 nucleotides long. RefSeq names its product ubiquitin-conjugating enzyme E2 D4-like. The record is from RefSeq and is a predicted model, not a curated record. Bases 441 to 884 code for a protein of 147 amino acids. Gene Ontology annotation, biological process: protein polyubiquitination; ubiquitin-dependent protein catabolic process. The transcript has a single exon. Gene Ontology annotation, cellular component: nucleus. NCBI's taxonomy places the organism in Eukaryota, Metazoa, Chordata, Cladistia, Polypteriformes, Polypteridae. Gene Ontology annotation, molecular function: ubiquitin conjugating enzyme activity.